This is a messenger RNA of Syngnathus typhle (broad-nosed pipefish), 2915 nucleotides long. RefSeq names its product synaptopodin 2b (gene synpo2b). Gene Ontology annotation, cellular component: actin cytoskeleton; Z disc; nucleus. NCBI's taxonomy places the organism in Eukaryota, Metazoa, Chordata, Actinopteri, Syngnathiformes, Syngnathidae. The transcript has 3 exons. The record is from RefSeq and is a predicted model, not a curated record. Gene Ontology annotation, biological process: positive regulation of actin filament bundle assembly. Gene Ontology annotation, molecular function: actin binding. Bases 16 to 2634 code for a protein of 872 amino acids.
UACGAAUCGAGAAAGAUGAGCACUAUCGAAACCUCUCUAAUAUCACUGUUUUCAAAAUCAGAGUGCCAUGAACUUCACAGUGGACACCUCCAAAGGCUACUCUUACGUUCAUCUUCCUCCUCCCUUGGAUCUGAUCCUCAAAUGACCCUGGCCACUGAUGAGCCCCAAGGGGCCAGUUAUAGACAGGGCCAAGGGACUGAGAACAGGGGGGUUGAAUCUUUAGAAGAAGGAGGGAGCAGUGAGGCACCUCCUGUUGCAGUCUCCUUUGGAAUCUCAGAUGAGGGUGCUGAGCAGGCAGAGACGUGGAAGUCCGAGUCUGACACAGAUCUGCGGGACAACCACGGGGAGAGGUGUACACGACUUGAUCAAGAUGAAAACCAAUCGCAAAAGCAAGUUAAGGAGACCAAGUCUAAAUGUAAACAAAUUGCUCACCUUCUGACUGAUGCACUCAACCCUCAAAACAAAGGAGCUCUCCUCUUCAAAAAACGCCGGCAGAGGGUGAAGAAGUUCACACUAGUAAGUUACGGGACUGGUAAGAGUAAGUUUAACAGUGAAGACCGAUUGGAAGAAAUCCAAGAGACCGGGUUUGUAACAUCCAGCGAGUCCGGGUCUGGAGAAGAAUACUCGGUAUAUCUUCGGCAGCAUGAUUUAAGUGUGAACUGGGAAAGUAUUCGAGAGAUGGAAGUUCUUCCCGGGACGAAAGGAAAGGGAGUUUUGAUGUUUGCGCAUCGUCGUAAACGUAUGGAUGAAGUUGUCGCGGCGCAAGAGCUCCAUAAGAAAGGAUUAUACUCCAAAGCACCGUCAGAACCUGGAUACGCAAACAAUUGGUACAACAUGAGGAAAAUAUCUGAUCACUCCGAACAGGGCAACUUCAUGAACAGACAUAUUCAUCAGAUGGACCAGCAAAGAUCUUCGGUGUCAAACAGGACAGCGAAACCCUUUUCAGGGGUCCGAGUUGGUCCGGCUGAUCAGAGCAAGCCUGCUGGUCCUGUUCCAAUGAGAAAACCAGAGUUCAAGGUACCCGUCCCUAUCGUCUCAAACCAACAAGCUUGGUCCCCGACCGGAGAUAUCAUAGCCUCCAGAGAUGAGCGAAUAUCUGUGCCAGCAAUCAAGACCUGCAGUUUUCCAGGGAUGAGACGUAAAAGCUCUAACAAACAGCAACAGAUAUCCAAACAAGUCUCAGACGGUCAGGAGAGCAGAGCUUAUAUGGAGUCGGAAGAAGACUGCUUCAGCCUCGGCGCUGAAGCUUGCAACUUCAUGCAACCCAGAGCCAUUAAACUCCCGAAUCCACCCCCGGUGGCACCAAAGCCUGUCAUUAAUCCAAAAUGUCCACCUUGGUUAAAAAGUCCUCCGAGUGAACCGUGUUUUCCUCCAAGAAGUUCAGUCUCACAAACAAAAUAUCGCGCAGAACCCCAGAGACAGCACCAUUACAUCUCCGAAGCUCAAAAGUUGCCCAACUCCUGGGAAGCGGAUCGAGCCCAGGCAACGAUUCAAACACCUGCUGUUGGCAGGACGUCGGUCGGCUCCUCUUCUCAGCUUGGUCUUCAGCCGACCACAAAUAGCUGGAACAAACCUCUGCCAAGAUCGGUCGUGAGUAUACAAGGGUACCGUCCAACUUUCACCCCACAGUUAACGUCCAGGAGCCAGCAAGACAGCGCACCGAAUUCCGUUGCCUCUUGUCCACCAAAACCGAUGAAACCAAUCACAUCCAAAAUCUCACCGGCUCCUCCAAAAGGUCAAGUCUUCAGACAGGGCGACCCUCAUGGUGAUCGCACCAUGACAGGAAAAGGCGCAGAAUUAUUUUCCAGAAGACAGUCCCGAAUGGAGAAGUUUAUUGUCGCCGGUCCAGCAGCAACGGAAAUACGAUGCCCUUCUCCAACAAUGUCCUUACCCCACUCCUGGAGAUAUUCAUCCAAUGUCCGCGCACCACCUCCAUUAUCUUACAAUCCACUUGACUCCCCGUUUUAUAAUCCGAAAAAAACCACUGCAGCGCUACCCAAAUCAGUCCCAAAGCAAAUCAACACUUUCGAUAUCAUGAAACAUCAGCCGCAUCAUUUGGACCCAUCACUCUUCCACCAUCAUGUACUUCCAGUUGCUAAAAGCCCCAACGCCAAACCAGCACCUCCAUCAAAGUUUGACAUUACCAAGAAACUCAAACAAAGAUCUGCCCACUCUGAUUCUCCUAAUAUCUCUGAGCCUGAUUUUGAAAGCAAGUCAGAGGCCUCGGCUAAGUCCUCAGCUAAGUCCUCAGGACCGGGACAAGGCACAAGGCGCUCCCAUAGCCUGCCGGGGCCCUCCCGUUCUGCUGGGCCUAUGCCACCAGUGGCCACAAAGCAUCCUCAGCGAGCAUUCUACAAGCCACCCACACCCUGGGAGGCUGCGUCCAGAAGCCCUUUCGGUUCAGUGGACGACGCCUUCUCAAUCCACAGCGCCUCGUCACUGGUCGCCUCACAUGUCAACAUCGCAACGACCCGAGGGGCUCUGCCCGAGCCUCCGGAGGAAUGGAAGCGCAGAGUGUCGCUUGCGAGUGAGGGUUACUGUCGCACGACCCCGACUUAUUUGACCUCAGCACCCAUGAGGAUGAAAUGCGCAGGGGACAAACCGACAGCCUUACUUUUUCCUCCCACAUUUUAAAAACAUGCAUAUUGUGUUAACUGAUUUUUUUUUCACAGAUUCAAAUGGUUGCUCGUGCGUGGCUGGCAACUAGUCAAGGGUGAGGCCCAGCUAACCCUUGACCCAAACGAAGACAAAUGCAAUGUAAAAUGUACGGAUGGAUAUUUCUCCAUACAAAACAUGUGCACUCACUUAGAUAUGAUAAAAAAUUUUGUUUGUGACACAUUUCACAAAAUUCUAUUUUUGAUCAAUGCAUCUUUUGGGACACAAAACACAAUUUUCCACAAUUUAAGUAAAUUUCG